Soboliphyme baturini is the source of this 1554-nucleotide messenger RNA. NCBI's taxonomy places the organism in Eukaryota, Metazoa, Nematoda, Enoplea, Dioctophymatida, Soboliphymatidae. The record is from the annotation of a GenBank genome assembly.
AUGACAUUGGAUAGUCCAUCUGUGUCACAAACGGCCUUCGACCUGUUGCUGGGUUACGUGAAAUGCGGAUCUGUCGCCCGUCGACUCAAUGCUGUUCGAGUAAUAGACUACUUAUUUGGUCUAUCUCGCCAAUUCAGGAUGUGUACGAUUGAGGAAUUGCCGAACUUAAUUACUUAUACAUUGGAAACUGAUCCGCUGCAUCAUCCAGUUCCUGGACGUUUGAAAGCGCGCGAAGAACUAAAAUCUUCUUUUCUAAAGAUACUUCUUUCGUGGCAUGAAAAAUAUGGCUCAAAAUAUGGGCAGUUACAUUUAGCUCAUGAACACCUUAAAAGGCGUCUUAAGAUCCACUUCGACGGCAUCAACCUUUCAAACGAAUUUGAAGUUAGACGUGAACGGGAAGCUGCAGAUCGCCAUAAACGGCUUGAAUUGAAACUCUUGGAAAGAGUUAAAGUGGAAUUUUCAGAAUUAGAGAGCGAUAUAAAUUCAUGUCUCAGUGAAAUGAAUAACGGAAUUCGAUUGCUGGUCCCACUGAUAGAAGAUUCUGUGGACGUAAAUGGUCCUUCUACUUCGUUUGCUGAUUGCGUUGUUCCUGAUUCUGUGACAGUUGCACUGAACGUCAAAAAAACUCCUCUUUACCUGACUGAAGAUAAUGCCGAUCUGGUAAAUUCAUUGCGAGAUACAUAUAAAUUGAUGGUGAAUGACUACCAGCCAAAACUGAAGAAAUGGUUGAAAACAGCGAGCAAAUAUGGUUCACCGCUUUCGUUAAUGAGGCGACUUACUGACUUUUCGAAUACGCUGUCCUCACUGAAGCAAAAGUUUGAUGAUUUGAACAUUACAACUUCAUCUAAGGCGAAAGAAUCAAGCGAUGACGAUGAUUGCAGUGAUUUUCAAGAGGUUAGUGAAAAAGAAGGUCUCGAAAUGAUGUGGAAGCCUCCAGAUGAUGUACCGCAGUAUAUUUUGAACAGUUUAGACGUAAGCAAACAACCGUCGUCUUUAGUGUCUACUGAGUCAUCUAAGCAAGUUAGUGUAACAGAUAACAGACCUGCGAUCCCGGUUGUCUCUUAUGGAUUGGAUCUGAAGUACUGGAAUAAACAGAAUGUUGAAGCGCCACUGAGAAUGCGUAACGAUUAUGACUGUCAUCGGUUUUGGCGACCAAUUGAAUCGGACGAUACUUGUCAAGACGAAGAUAUUGCAGCAUAUCGAGAACGAAUAAUCGAAUUCACUGGUAAAUUCGAACCCGUUCUUCAUGAAUGUCGUGCUCCAUUAAAAAAUGGUAAAUUAUGUCCAAGGAAAGAUCGAGUAAAGUGCCCGCUGCACGGGCUGAUUAUUCCACGUAACGAAGAAGAUUUCCUGCAAGACCUUACAGCUGGAACAGGAAUAGACUUUCUUCGAAACAAGAAACGAAAAACUUGUAAUACACAGUCAACCAGACGCAAUGCUAUCCGCAAGAAAGUGCUCAAUGUGUCCAGCCUUAAGCGUGUGGGAAGGCAGUUGGAUUCAUCACAGUCUCUCAGAAACUACAGCCGAUUUCGUGACCAGUGGAAUUAUUAUUGA